AGACGGACUGCACGCAGCCCCUGGUUCACCAAAGCCUGCUUCACCCCAGGACAUUAUUGGAGGUGGAGAGGGUGGAGGUUAAAUGUGUACAUGGGGCAUUCACAAACAAAGAACAUGGAAUAAAGCCUGCAGUCAGUUUGUGCCUGUCAUGUCCUCUAAGUUUAGGAACACAUUGGGUGGGAUUUAAUAAACUUUUGGGGCAGUAUGUGGGGUUCCGAUCACGAUAUUUAGCGAUCACGUGUAGUGUCUGCGUGGCGCUCAGCGGUGAUGCGGGGUUGUCCGACACCGACUCCGAGUGGGAGGAGACUCACUAGGGCCUUACGAGAAGGCCCUGCCGGUUCCGAUGAUUUGCCCCACAGAAGAUUUUCCACUGGGACAGUCUCGGGAUGACACCCUACGCUCAGCCUUUGACAAAGUGAUAGAAAUUGAUGAUCACUUCCUUCCUACCCGCGCUUUGUGCUAUUGAAUGAUACUAACAGAAGAAAAUACAGUUAACACUGACUUAAUAAAAAAGUAUUAUAUUUUAUCUCAGAUUUGAUCAUCAGUACACACACACUGUUUUUAUCCCUUUAACUUUUUUUGGUUAAUCAGUUGAUAUAAUAAGAAAGUUAAAUAUACAAUAAUAAAUACUUUAAAUCAUAUGACAAUGUAGCUGUCACUGUGUUUAUUAGUGUUUGGUAAACUAGAAGUCUUCAUAGUAGCAUCCACAAUUCAAGUCUUUAUACAAAUAAUGAAAGAAAGUUUAAUGUGAAAUUACUGAAAUAUAUGAAAUAUUAUGGCUUUGUCUGCCAGAGUGUUUUUCUUUAAACUAAUCGGAACACUUUUACUGGCAGUCAGUGAUGUCGCUGAAAGGCAAGGUUCUAAUGUUGUGUUGCCAUAGUCUCCGAAGUUUGCUUUUAAAGCUCACUCACAGUUAGAAAAGUCAAGCAUCCAGACAUUUGAAGGACUAUUUGCACAUUAAGGUGACAUUUUCGAUUUUAAAAGUUCUCAAAACAUUAAGAUGAAAAAGGAAACAAGAAAAGUUACGACUGAGGCAGAUAAGAAAGAUCCAGGAGAUCAAAAUUGUAAGACCAGAAUGACAAAAAGAAAGGCCAGUCCUGAAAAAAAGACCCCCAUAAAAAGAAGGAGGGUCAGUGAGCAGGCUGGUCCUUCCACCAGCUCAGAUGCUCAUGUGGUCAAAGGAGUCAAGCGCAAGGUCCAACAAGAUGAAGCGGGGACAACCAAUACAGCAAAAAAGUGUAAACUUCUUGACCAUAUGAGCGGUGACAAGGGGCAAGCAUCUUCCUGGUUGGACACUGGUAAAGACUGCAGCAUAGACAUUUCAGAGAGCUGCAGUAAAAACCAAAACGCUGGCAAAAGGAAAGCUGCGGGAGACAGGAGGGACCCACCUAAGAAGAAGAACGUGGACCAGGACGAAACCAAAAAUGUUGCCAAAAAGUCAGUGGCCGAACAGAAACGUGACUUCCAAGCGAGAUACGUGGAGGAGCACCGGCUUGGAGAAGGAGGCUGCGGAGCAGUGUUUGCUGGCUACCGCAUAAAAGAUCAUUUUCCAGUGGCCAUCAAACACAUCCCAAAGGGGAAAGUGUACUGCAAAGUGACGGAUGAAAACGGGAAGCAUCUGUCAGUGGAAGUUGCCAUCAUGCUGAAGCUUGCAGCUGAAGCAGAUGGAUCAGUGGGAACAUCAGCCCCAGUGUCUCUGCUGGAGUGGUUUGACUUUGGCAGAGAGCUGAUCCUGGUGAUGGAGAGACCCGUCCCCGCUGUGGACCUGGAUAAAUACAUAGAAGAAAAUGGAGGAUUUUUACCAGAGGACAAGGCCAAGGUCAUUCUGAAGCAGCUGGUUGAUGCUGCGAAGCACCUGGAGGAUAAACACAUCUUUCACCGGGACAUCAAGAGUGAGAACAUUCUAAUUGAGACCGGCUCAGAUGUACCGCGUGUUCGUAUCAUCGACUUUGGACUGAGCUGCUUUGUUAAGGAGCGGUCGCUGUACCGCGUCUUCUAUGGUACAGACAUUUACUCCCCUCCCGAGUGGUACAGGCGCAGUUGCUACAGGUGUGGACCCACCACGGUAUGGCAAAUGGGAGUGGUUCUGUACGAAGCGCUUCAUGUGGGGGACUUUAACACCACGAGCUUCCUCAAAAAGCGCCUGAAAUUCAAAAGCCGUCUGUCUAAACGCUGCCGGGAUUUCUUGGACGCGUGUUUAACCAGAGUCCCAGAGAUGCGGCCGACGCUGGAGGACCUCCAGCAUCACGCUUGGCUGAGAUAAACCCAUCACACACACACACAAACACACGCAAUUCAGACGUUAUCAUGUAUGUGUGAUAUAUGAGGUAACUUUCUUUUUUUCUGUUUGACAGGAAAUAAUUUUUUUAAUUGCC
Molecule: messenger RNA, 2375 nt
Organism: Oreochromis niloticus (Nile tilapia)
Lineage: Eukaryota; Metazoa; Chordata; Actinopteri; Cichliformes; Cichlidae
Product: serine/threonine-protein kinase pim-1
Exons: 9
Coding region: 1001-2263 (420 amino acids)
Biological process (GO): negative regulation of apoptotic process; regulation of mitotic cell cycle; protein autophosphorylation
Cellular component (GO): cytoplasm
Molecular function (GO): protein serine/threonine kinase activity; ATP binding
Source: RefSeq, a predicted model, not a curated record